Molecule: messenger RNA, 1897 nt
Organism: Pseudogymnoascus verrucosus
Lineage: Eukaryota; Fungi; Ascomycota; Leotiomycetes; Thelebolales; Thelebolaceae
Exons: 2
Coding region: 389-1897 (502 amino acids)
Biological process (GO): transmembrane transport
Molecular function (GO): transmembrane transporter activity
Source: RefSeq, a predicted model, not a curated record
CUUGGGGGGGAGGGGGAGGGAUGACUCGACGGAGGUGGAUGGAUGGAGCUUAUUAAUAUAGGUUGAUCUGGGCUGCUUUUGUGGUUCUUUCUGUUUAUAUAUCUUUGUUGUAUAUCCUUCUUGGUGCUGCCGCGGGUCAAACACGGCGAGAGAAUAUACACCGAAGAUUGAGGACUGAGGAUCGAGGAUCGAGGAUUAUAUAUACGACGCCCUCCCCUCACCCUCCUCCUCACCACCAAGCCGGCUCUUCGGCCUAGACGGGGCGGGGUCAUACUAUCAAUAUACCGCCCUCCUCCUCCCCCUCAUCAAACAAUACCAUACCGGGAGAAGUGAUACUGGCAACACCCACCAGCACCACCAGCACCACCAGCCAACCUUCCCCUCGAGAAUGGCCACCACCACUGCCGCCGCCCUCUCCACCUCCCACCCUCAGCACGACUCCAAAUCCGCCUCCUCCGGCCAAUUGACAACCAACCCCGCCGCUGACAAUGGCUCUUCCACAACAGACACCGAGAAAACCCCCGUUGUCGUGGGACUCGCGCCCCUCGCUGCGCUCCCGGUGCCAGAUGUUGCGCCUGAUGGGGGGUAUGGAUGGGUUGUUGUGGGGUGUGUGUUUAUGAUUAAUGCGCAUACUUGGGGGAUUAAUUCAUCCUACGGCGUCUUCCUCUCCUACUACCUCCAGCACGGCUUCUUCCCCGGCGCCUCCCCCCUCGAAUACGCCUUCGUCGGCGGUCUCUCAAUCGCAAUGUCCCAAGUCGUCUCGCCCCUCGCAACCUACCUAAUCCGGCGGUGGGGAAUCUACAUCCCCCUCCUCGCGGGGAUCGUUCUCCAAACCUCCGCGCUGCUGGGCGCCUCCUUCGCUACCUCGAUCUGGCACCUCUUCCUCUCCCAAGGCGUAUGUUUCGGUCUCGGCAUGGGACUUAUAUUUAACGCCACCGUCGGCUUAGUCCCGCAGUGGUUCGAGAAACGCAGGAGUUUCGCGAAUUCAAUCGGCACCGCCGGCUCCGGGAUAGGGGGUCUGAUAUACUCCCUCGCCACACAGGCGAUGAUCGAAUCCCUCGGUCUAGGGUGGGCAUUUCGCAUCCUAGCAAUCUGUUCCUUUACCGUAGUCUCCAUCGCCACGCUCCUCAUCCGCGAUCGCAACAUCGCCGUAGGAGCAAUCUACAACGCCUUCGACCUCCGUCUCCUUCGGCGUCCACAAUUCCUCCUCACCCUCGCGUGGGCCUCCUUCAGCAUGAUCGGCUACGUCAAUUUAUUGUUUUCCCUCCCCAAUUACGCUGUUAGUAUCGGCCUCACCGCCACGCAGGCUUCGGUCGUGGGUGCGAUUCUGAAUUUGGGUCAGGGCAUUGGGAGGCCGUUGAUUGGGUAUUUUAGUGAUUCGUUGGGGAGGAUUAAUAUGUGUCUCUUCUGCACGCUCGGGUGCGGGGUGUUGUGCUUCGCGCUGUGGAUCCCGGCGGAGAGUUAUGCGCUGCUUCUUGUUUUUGCGCUGCUUGGUGGUGGGGUGGCGGGGACGCUGUGGACGACUGUUGCGCCUGUUACUGCGGAGGUGGUGGGGUUGUCGAUUUUACCCUCCGCGCUGAGUUUGGUGUGGGUGUCUUUGGUGUUGCCGAGUACGUUCGCCGAAGUGAUUUCGUUGGAGUUGAGGAGGGACCAGAAGCCGAUUUAUAGGGAUGCGCAGGUAUUUACGGGGAUGAUGUAUGUGGGGGCUGCGAUGAUGUUGUGGUUUGUGAGGGCAUGGAAGGUGAGGGAUGUGGAGAGGGAGAGGGUGGAGAAGGAGGGGGGUGCGGGGAAUAGGGAGGGGGAGGGGGAGGGGUUGCAGAGGACGAGGAGUGUGGCGAGGAGUGUGAGGAGUGUGGCGGUGGCUAGUAGGGGGUUGUGGGUUUGGACGAAGGUUUAA